This is a messenger RNA of Trachymyrmex cornetzi, 1504 nucleotides long. RefSeq names its product cell wall protein RBR3. The transcript has 4 exons. Bases 668 to 1504 code for a protein of 278 amino acids. Lineage: Eukaryota; Metazoa; Arthropoda; Insecta; Hymenoptera; Formicidae. The record is from RefSeq and is a predicted model, not a curated record.
UUUACGCUCAGCCUAUCAGGGGGCAUGUAUUAUGGAAUUAAUUCGGAUAGAUUUCGAUCGAAUAUAUUCCGUAAAAAUUUUUCUUAGAAAAUACAACAGAAAUCUAGGAAAUAGUUAAAUAAUUCGACUGAAAUCGAAUCUAUUUCGAAUAAUUCCAUAUAUGUACGUAGUUAGAUUGUCGGCCGGUGUGCUAACCUAGAACCUAGAACUAACCUACAAAUACAAUUUUUAAUAAAAGGAGCAAUUCUAUCACAUAAUUUCUUUCUAAAAAUUGAACAAUUUCUUGCUUGUUUCUCUUGUCAUUAAUAUGAAUAUGGAAGACUUUGAAAAGGAUUUGGAAGAGGAUUUGGAAGUCACAGAAUCUGAAGCAUCAGAAGCGCAAAUUGUCACAUGGAGAACAUUGAUAGAUCUAGUAAGAGAAAAUCCUAUAUUGUAUGAAAAAAAACAUAAAGGUUACAAUAAAAAAAGUGAUAAGUAUCUAAUAUGGACUCAUAUUGGAGCCUUGUGUGUACCACCAAUGACUGGACUCGCUACAUAAAAGGAAUUUUACCGUUUGUGACAGAAAUUUGGAAAAGAACGCCGAAAGAUUCUGCAGUCGCAAGCACGAUCUGGUGCAGGUGGAAAUGAUACUGCAUAUAAGUCGAAUUGGAUAUUAUAUAAUGAUUUAAUGUUUCUUGUUGAUCACAUUCAACCUAGACAAACAACAUCAAACUACCGGCAUUCUAAACCUAUACAUAACAAGGCUUCGAAUUUAUUAAAUUCAUUAGCCUCACAGCGACUUAUUUCAACACCAUGUACAUCAUCACAAAGUAAUUCUGUUUCGAACUCAUUAGCCUCACAGCGAUUUAUUUCAAUACUACCACGUACAUCAUCACAAAAUAAUUCUGUUUCGAAUCCAUUAGCCUCACAGCAACUUAUUUCAACACCACCAUGUACAUCAUCACAAAAUAAUUCUGUUUUGAAUUCAUUAGCCUCACAGCAACUUAUUUCAACACCACCAUGUACAUUAUCACAAAGUAAUUCUGAUAACAGCUCAGAUGUAUUGAAUAUGUUUGAAUUCUUUACAGAAUCUUCAAGUAAGGAUGAAGAGGUGUUCUCUAAAGUGAAUUCUAAGGACUCAUCAAGUACACUUGAUCCAAGCAAUUUAUCGAUUUUGUCAGACAAUGCUUCUGCAAGUGUAUUGAAAGCUGCAGUCUCUAAAAUUGUUCCCAAGAAACAAACACCACCAUCAGAUAUUAAGAAGAGAAAACGUGGCUUAACUGAUGAAGAAGAUGCAAUAAUGCUACAAUCUUCCAAGAAUAUUUCUUCGCUGGCCAAUACAUUGGAGACUGUGCUAAAGAAUCCAACAUCAAAGCAGCUGGCUGUAUCUGAAGUGACUUCUGAAGUACAAACCAUGAUAGGACCCAUAGCUUUGGGAUUGAACAAAGUUCCUAUGGAAUAUCAGAUGGAUUGUCUUAUACAUAUUCUCUCCAGCAUUAAUGAUUUUGCAAAGAAAAAAUCGUAA